AUGGGCGAACACGACCCCAUCGUAUCGCACGGCCGAGGAGGCCAAGGCAACAUCGGUGCCGACUCAACCGAAUACGUCGACGCCGCCAUCGUCCGUGAAGGUAUCUACGGCGACCAAGGCGACGGCGCCUACUCCGCCGGUCGCGGCGGAGCAGGCAACAUCGGCUCCCCGCACGUCCGUCCCACCUCGAAGGUGCCGCACGACGCGGAAAUGAUCCCCGAGCUGGCGAUCCGGCAGUCCGUCGACGGGGAUUAUCAUACUGGUCGCGGCGGACAAGGCAACGUGCAUCUCGACGAGGAACACCGCAAGGAGAAGGAGAAGAAGCAGCAGCACCGGCAUGAUCAGUAUGAGGGGUUGGCGGAUAAAUUGAAGUAUAAGAUUUUUGGGCGGAAGUGA
Messenger RNA from Aspergillus brunneoviolaceus CBS 621.78, 396 nucleotides. RefSeq names its product DUF3602 domain-containing protein. The transcript has 5 exons. Bases 1 to 396 code for a protein of 131 amino acids. NCBI's taxonomy places the organism in Eukaryota, Fungi, Ascomycota, Eurotiomycetes, Eurotiales, Aspergillaceae. The record is from RefSeq and is a predicted model, not a curated record.